ACAACAGAACAAAAACAAAUUAAUGAUAAUUAAGAAAAUGAGGAGCUGCUGUAUCGUCGUCGUUGUUGCUGAAAUCUAUGAACUAUGACGCAUCAAUCACAUCAGACAAACGGCGCUAGUUUGGAGGAUUGCCAUACUAACUUUUUUGCUUUGACUGAUUUAUGCGGAAUAAAAUGGCGCAAAUUUGUUAACAGUGAACGCCCAAAUGCGUCCAGUGAUCCACUGGACGAUCCAAUCUUACGAUCCUAUUCACGAUGUAUGCAAGCUGAUAUAUUAUGCGUUUGGCGACGAGUCCAGUCAACGCGACAGGACAAUUCCGAUCCAAAUGCCUUAUUCGAAGUUGUCAACACAUCGAAAGUACAUCCACCCCUGUCGUUAGCUGCGGCCAAAGAAUUAUGGUUAUUUUGGUAUGGCGAAGAACCGGAUCUAACCGAUCUAGUGGAUGCCGAACUGUUAAGAGUUGCUGGAAAUCAAAUGCUAUGGAAUGGUACAUGGGAACGAGGUCUCACCUAUGAAUGCCGUUCAUUACUUUUUAAGGCUCUACACAAUCUUAUGGAAAGAUUUGUGUUAACCAAGGAUAUUGUACGAUUCGGAAAGUGGUUUGUUCAGCCUUGUACUUCAAAUGAACGAAUAUUUUGUAGAAGCUCUCAACAUUUAUCAUUCUCAUUUACAUUCUUUGUACAUGGCGAUACAGUGUGUGCAUCAAUCGAUUUGCGCGAACAUCCAGCCGUUCGGCCAUUAACCAAAGAACAUUUAGCUGAGGCUGCGGCCGCUUUUAAUGCAGCCGCAUCGAAUGCAAAUUCUCCAGAACAAACAUCUCCAAAUUCUCCAAAUGAUGCAACUAAAGAAAAUGCCACGGGUAAUUCACCCGGUGCCGCCGCCACAGCUAAUGGUAGUAAUAAUUCCACAGCGACUAAUUCAAAUGGUGGUAGUGGUGGCGGAAUACCAAAACCAAGAAAAGUUAUAUUGGCACCAUUUGGCAUGGCAGCCACCCUAACGGGUAAUAGCUACAAACACAAUGAUCCAAUGGCGGAAAAAAUUCUCGAAGACUGGGCUUCCUUUUUCCCAUUGUGCAAUAAAGAGAAUAGUGAAGUCCCACCUGUUGUGGAAGUUAUAGCUGGUGGUCAUAAAAUGUAUCAUCCAUCCAUUUAUGUACUAGUCACUGAUUUGGAUGAUAUGGAAGAAAUGGAAGCCGCAGCAUCACAAAAAUCAGCUUUAGGUUCAACAUCAUCAGCGGAGGCUGCCGCAAUUGCAGCUCUUUCAUCGGCCAAUAAUCAAGGUGUUAAUGGUGGCGCUAGAAUUUCCACUACCAAUGACACAAGAAAACCUUUAACGGAAAAUAUUUCCAACAACAAUAAUAAGCUAACUGCUGCAUCGUCGAUGGCAACAUCAACAUCAGCAUCGCCAACGUCAAAUGCCGCCACUAAAUCAUCAUUGGCCCAUAUGAUUGAGCGUCUGAAAAUCGACCAUACUAAAGUUCAACCAUACUACGAUACCCAGACACAAAAUUUCACCUGCAAUACAACAAAUACUCAUGCUCCGCCCCCUGCUGCAUGUGAAAUGCCAGAACGAGUUUGGCAAGAUUGUGUCACAAAUUCGCUGCACUUACAGAACAGCGCAAUCUGUACUUCCUCGCACACUUCCGCCAAUAACUCGACAUCAUCAUCAUCUUCUGCUACAAAUAAUCCCAAUACAACAAAUAACAAUACCAACAGCAGCAGCAGCGCGUCACCAUCCGUUAAUUCAAUUAUGGGAGGUGGCAAUGACAACACCACCGUUCCAAUGAAUACAGAUGGAGGUGGUGAUCAAAUCGACAGUACUUCAAAUAUGAUGGACAUAAAACCAAAUUUAAACACAACAACUCUAUCUCAAAAACAACAACAGCAACAAAUUUGGGGUUUUGUUGAUCCUACACAAAAAUCAACAUGUACAUGCACAAAACCUUCUCAGACAUCAACAUCAUUAUCGGGACAAACUCCAGGUAGUGCUACACCCUUGCAAGGCGGUAUUUCAAGUUAUUCGCGUAAUUCAAUUAUGGAUUGUAUGCAAAUACCAUCGGUGGGCUCUCCCGGAACACCAGCUCCAUCACCACACCCGAACUCAGCACUUUCUCAACCCACCUCCGUACCGCCCGCAGAUCAACUACUGAUGAGUCCCCGCGCUACCACAUCUGUACCAAAUUUGCAGCAGCCAACAACACCAAUAGAUCAUUUGUUGGACAAAAAUACUCCUGCGCCCACACCUACCGAUCAACAUGAUAACAAAAGUAUAACUGCAUCGCCGUAUAUUCAUCCCACACCUAGUGUUGAGGCUCCACCUUCGGUUGAAGGUAUUCAUGGCAGUAAUGUAGGAGGUGGUAGUGGCAUGGGUCCAGGCAGUGUUGGUCCCCAACCACCAAGCGUGGGUCGCUGCACGCCUACCAUACAACAACCACAGGGUCAACAACAACAACAACAAUGUGGUUCAAUUUCGGUUAAAAAAUUUGAUGUUCAACCAGGCACUCCCUUGUUAAUGGGUUCCAGCGGUAAUAAUAAUAACUCAUCAUCUAACACUGCUGCCGCUGCUGAUAGUAAACCAGAGCCUGUUAAUACAAUGCCAAACAGCAGAACGGCAUUACCCAAUAAUAACUUUAACAGAAAGAAUACACCAUCGGCCGCAAAUGCAAUGCAUGACUUCUUUAAUUUGUACAAACCACCCAAAAUCAAUGUAAAGGACAUUGAUGCUUUUGCCAAUGAAGAUUGUCUAAAAUUGGAAGUUCUAUAUGAUUUCACAGUACAAGAUGCAUGGGCCAAUCAUCCGGUGAAACGUUUUAAACCAAACGAAAUAUCCAAACAAAAUCGGGUUCCACGCACAAAAGCCCUGUACGAAGGACAUACGCACAUCAAACCUCUGUUGCCAUCACCGCGUUCUUUAUAUGGCGAACAAUUGUUAUCGAUAGAUCCAACAGGAGCUAAUGCAGCAACACCAGCUGCAUCAGGAAAUGAUGGUAAUGGUGGUGGAAUUAUGGGAACAGGUCUCGUUGGAAUUGCAUCCAAUCAAAUGACCAACAAUAAGAUCAACAAUAAUGAUAUGUCGUCUGCUGGUGGAAUGAGUGGCGGCACCACAACAAUGGCCAGCGGAGGUAGUAUUUUCGAAGAGCUUGACAUCAAAACCGAAGUACCACCAGCUGUGGGUGCUUCAUCUAUAUCGCCCAGCAAAGAUUCAAAAAGUGGCAUCGGCGGCAAUCUCUUCACUGUCGAGGGUCUAAAUCCCUCACCAAACGAUCUGGAACAAUUAUUUGAAACAUCGUCAAAUGAUGAAUGUGGCAGUGUUCAGAUCCACACACCACCGGAUUCCAAUAACCCAUCCAACGGAUGUGCUGUUACCACUAAUACCAUUGAUGAACUUAAACGCUCCACCAAUUCCGGUUUGGUUGGCACUGUCAAUGUUCCGGGGAAUAGCGCCGCUGUAAUGGCUGCAUUGCAGAAUUGCAAUAGUGUGGUAAAUGCUUCAACUUCUGGCAUGGCUUCUUUGAAUAAUAGUGGUGGUAGUUUGUCAAGUGGUGGCAUUGGUGGUGGACCCGGUACCAUACAGGCCGAAGAUCUAACGAAAAUGUUUCCAACACCACCGUCACACGAACAACACCAUCCCAAUUCCAGUCCAUGUCAAAUGGACAUGCAGACCGAUCUGAACGUCAUAACGUCCACAAAUAUAAUGGGUGGCCAGACAUUAGAUACUGGCUUGGGUAUAAGCGCCAUGACAAAAAUAAAACAAGAGUAUUCCAUUGAAUUGGGUAGUCCCAUAGAAGAACCGAUUGAAGAUUGGACGUAUGUUUUUAGGCCGCCGGCUCAAGCCAAAUUUGUGGGAUCUUCUAAGUAUGCUCCAUUAACUAAUUUGCCCAGUCAGUCAAUGGCACCUCUGGUUAUACCAAGCAAUUGCCGAUAUAAACCAUCUUGGCAACAACCGCGAAGUACCCAUCCACAACAACAACAGCAGCAGCAACAACAACAACACAUUCAACAGCAACAGCAACAACAACAGCUUCAACAGCAACAUCAGCAGCAGCAACAACAACAUCAACAUUUGCACGAGUUACUUUCUGCGGCACCUCGCACACCUCUACAGCAGCAGCCACGAACACCAUUGGGACCUAUGUCUUCAUCGCCCAUGCACAAUACCACUGUGCCAACACCGUUGAGCAGCGGCGGUGGUGGCGGCAGUCUACUUCUAAAUCAGUUGAAUUGUCCACAGGCAGCUCUUACCAAUACUCCACCCACAAUGCAGCAGAUUAUGCAGCGCACCGGUAUGUCGCCAAUUUCCCCUGCCACGCAUGUACCCUUCCCACACACAAGUCCCAUGAUGCAGCAGCACCGGCAAACACCCAUACAUCCGCCACCGCCCUAUGAAGUUGCAGUAGCCAGUCCCGCCUUAUCCACAGCCUCCUCGACGCCAGCAUAUCUCAACAAACAAUAUCAUUCGCAAGAGCCGCCGCAAACACCCCAGUCGGUGAACAACCAUAUGCAGACCGUGGGAGGUCCGCCCAGUGUUCAGGGCAACAAUCGAGGAGAAUCGUCCAAUAUGGGUUUGUAUGCGUCAGCCAAUAACAUCAAUUCCAUUAUUCAAGAGCUGCCAGAAGUGAGUUCGGUCAUUGUCAAUAUCCUGCUGUAUGACACGGCGUUGAAUGUAUUCCGUGACCACAACUUCGACAGCAGUACGGUGUGUGUAUGCAAUGCCGAUAAUCAACGCAUUGGAAACAUUCGAGGUUCGGAUUCGGGAGUAUAUGUACCGCUGCCGGGCACAUCGUUCAAUCCGACUGCACCCUCGUUGUCAACAGCCAACGCAUUGCGUGCUUUAAGUGCCUUUGGUGGUGGUGGCAGUUCAAUGGGGGCAGCUCUUAGCGGUACUGCUGGUGGUGGCAGCAUUCUCGGAAGUGUCAGCGCUGCCGGCAUAGCGAAUUCAUUGGAUUCUCCCGCAUCUUUAGCUGGAGCUGGCUCCAGUUCAUCGACAACACCGUCAACCGCCACACCCGCCAACAACGCUCAGCAAUAUAUUACCGGUUAUGUCGACGAUGAUGCCGUAGAGUGUACUUGUGGUUUUAGUGCCGUAAUCAACCGCCGCCUAGCCUGCAAGGCCGGCCUCUUCUACGAGGAUGAAAUGGAAAUUACCGGUAUAGCCGAAGAUCCUGGUCGACAUAAGAAACAUUCCCUGCUUAGUUUAUUAAUCAGUUUAGCCUCCAAAGCCAAUAACAACAAUAACACCAGCAGCAGCAAUGGCGUCGUCGACAAAUCCGCAGAACAGGUGGCGUAUUCAAUAUUUGAUCUGCUACUCGAACAAUGCUCCAUCAUUCAGACUUCCAGUAGUGCGGUACAUCGUGCAUUACAGCGUCAUCGGCGUAGGUUGUCGAAAAGGUCAACAAAACCCCAGUCGGUGGCCGCAAUCGUCAAUGUGUUGGAGUACAUCGAUGCCAAUGAUAUUAUCGCUUUGGCUUUAGAGCAGGCUCGCUUAGCAUUUGAUAGCAAUCGAAUGGACAUCAUGGAACAGCAAAUGAUUCCCUUCUCAUCACAUCGAAAAACAUCUAAUAACACACAAGUGGCUUUGGCUCUGACAGGGCGCAUCAAUGUACAUAAAUGGCCUUAUAUACCCGUUGGUUUUUCGCGAAGCAAUAAAGACAUUGUUUCCACAAUGAAAUCCAUUCAACCCAUGUUACAAAAUGCAUUCCAUGUGAAGUCUCGCACCGCCGGUUCCAGAGAUGCCACGUACACGGUCAGUGGCCCCCUGACUUGGCGGCAAUUCCAUCGUCUCGCUGGCCGAGCUUCGGGACAAUGUGAACCCCAGCCAAUACCUUCGGUCAUUGUGGGUCAUGACAAAGAUUGGAUAUCUGUGGCGCCUCUGGCCAUCCAUUACUGGGAUAAGUUUCUACUGGAGCCGUAUUCCUAUGCCAGAGAUGUGGUGUACUUGGUGAUAGCGCCGGACAACGAUUACGUAUUAAGCAAAACGAAAAGUUAUUUUAAGGAAUUAAGUACAACUUACGAGAUGUGUAAACUUGGACGCCAUACUCCAAUCUGCGGCUGGAAUGGGUUGUUGGCAGUGCAGCAACGACCGGCAAAUGAUAAGGCAUUCGCAACAAACAUGGACAAUUGGCUGAAGACCUUAGAUGAUGCUCGAUUGGCGGAGCAGUUACGCUUGUACGCCCAUGCCUUUCAACAUCAGCUGGCACCUUAUCUAAAUAGAGUACCGGGUGACAAAACAUUACUUAAUCCACCGGAAACGAGUGCAAGGUGUAGUCAAGGCUAUAGCACUGCAACCUCCACAAAUUCAUCAUCCUCCUCGUUUAUGAUGGGAGGAGGGGUUAAUAAUUCUAAUACUGGCAUGGAUAAUUCUGGUCAUGGAGCAAGUGCCGGCGACCACUCACAACCCAUGGACACUAAUGAACAUUCUCAACAUGCAACGGCGACACACAACAAUGGUGAUUCACAGGGUAAUUCGUCAGCAGAUUCCAAAUCUACUGAUCACAAGCCAGACGUAAAACCAUUAAUACUCGGAGACCCGCUGGGCGUAGCCGAAUGUCUGGAGGAAGUGAAUCCUUCGGCCAUUGUUCUCUAUGUGGUGGAACCCUUUACAUUCGGUUCCGAUUCGCCGGACCUGGAGCGAUUGGCUUGUAUUGCUUUGCUUCGCAUGUAUGCCGAACUACUCAAAACUAUACCUGACUCUGUAAGAGCUCACCUCAACAUACAAAUAAUCUCCCUGGAAUCCAUACUAGAGUUGGGAAGAUCACGAAAUCGUAAACGCACAUCUGAUGAAAUCAAGUGCUUGGCCCUUAAUAUCUUCUCACAAUGCAAGCGGCACAUGGUACAUGCCCAAUCUGUUAAAAGUUUGACAGGCUUCGGGACCGCAGCCAAUGUAGAAGCUUUUCUCAAGACCAAAGACGAGAAGAAUCGUCGACCGUAUAAAAUGUACACACCACCGUAUAUCCUUGCACCGAUGCACGAGAAAAACGAAAAGACCGACUUCUCGAAAGCGGCAUGGGGUGGAAUGCGUGGCAGUCCCAACGAUCAGAAAUACUCUGUAAUGUAUUGCAAUUAUUGCCUCAGUGAAGAUCAGUCAUGGCUGCUGGCCACAGUUACCGAUGAUCGCGGCGAAAUGUUGGAAAAAGUGUGUAUCAAUAUCGAUGUUCCCAAUAGGACACGACGACGUCGGGCACCUGCACGCCGCAUUGGCCUCAAUAAGCUUAUGGACUAUAUACUCGGUCUCAUAUCGCAGACAACACAGACGUGGCGUUUAGUUGUGGGCCGAAUCGGACGCAUUGGCCACAAUGAACUCAAAUCAUGGUCAUAUUUGUUGGGCAAACAGAAUCUGCAGAAAGCCACCAAACAAUUGCGAGAUAUGUGUAAACAGUGUCAAUUGAUGUAUCCACCUACCAUACUGAGUGCCUGUUUGGUAACACUGGAACCAGAUGCCAAAUUACGUGUUAUGCCAGACCAAUUUACACCCGACGAACGAUUUUCUAUACAAAAUCCAUUGUCGACACCACAGGAUGUAACAUGUACCCAUAUUUUGGUAUUUCCCACAAGUGCCGUCUGCUUGUCCUUUACCCGCCAAUUUCCUAACGAACCUCAAGUCGAUCUUGACGAUGACUUCAUCAAUUUCGGCAACGAUGAAGAUGAAAAUGAUGUUUUUAAGGAUGCCGAACUCAUGGAUGAUUUAUUGGGACAAUGGGAUGGCGGCGGCACAGCUCGUGGUAUGUCCAACCAUAACAGUCCGGACCGCUUGGAAGACAAUCGUAGUUGGCAAAGUGUGGGCGGUAACAAUUUUAACACCAAUCAACAUCAGGACAUUGAAGAGGUUGGACAAAUUAAUCAACAACCCUUGGCUGUGGGCUAUAUGGUUUCCACAGCACCAACUGGACGAAUGCCAGCCUGGUUUUGGGCAGCCUGUCCACAUCUUGAAGAUGUAUGUCCGGUAUUUUUGAAAACCGCACUACAUUUACACGUACCGAAUAUCCAGACCACCGAUGAUAUAUUAAAUUCCACAAAUGCCCAUUCAUCGGCUACCGACCAUCCCCUGGAUUCGACACUAACGGCUGAUGUUCUACGCUAUGUCCUGGAAGGUUACAAUGCAUUGUCGUGGUUGGCCCUAGACUCGAAUACCCAUGAUCGUCUAUCAUGUUUGCCCAUUAACGUACAAACACUGAUGGAUCUCUAUUAUUUAACAGCUGCUAUUACUUAA
Messenger RNA from Musca vetustissima, 8205 nucleotides. RefSeq names its product mediator of RNA polymerase II transcription subunit 13 (gene skd). Lineage: Eukaryota; Metazoa; Arthropoda; Insecta; Diptera; Muscidae. Gene Ontology annotation, cellular component: mediator complex. Bases 85 to 8205 code for a protein of 2706 amino acids. Gene Ontology annotation, biological process: regulation of transcription by RNA polymerase II. Gene Ontology annotation, molecular function: transcription coregulator activity. The record is from RefSeq and is a predicted model, not a curated record. The transcript is spliced from 12 exons.